Molecule: messenger RNA, 4131 nt
Organism: Symbiodinium necroappetens
Lineage: Eukaryota; Dinophyceae; Suessiales; Symbiodiniaceae
Source: the annotation of a GenBank genome assembly
AUGCUGGCGCCGCCUUUCGGGUACUCGCUCGAGACGAUCGGCUGGUGCGUCGUGAUCGACCGAAGCGGCGUGCCGACCGGUGUUGUCUCCCUGGCCGACGAUACGACCAAGCGGAGCCGCGGGCGGAGUCUUCCCGUUCCCAGCCCCGUCAAGCGCACCUCUGCGGUCGCCGCGAAUUUCCUCUGGGACAAGACGUCAUACGCGCUGGGCGUGACGGCCGGCGAGGGAAAGCGGACGGCGCGGGAGCACGAGGCCUUCAAGGCCCUGCACCGAGAGGCGCUGGCCGACGAGGAAGAUCCCGGCCUCGCCGCGCUGCUCGCCUUUCUCGAUCGCUGGCAUCCGGAGGCGUUUGCGGAGCCGCUGUUCCCGAGCGAGAUGCGUGACGCCAACGUCGUCUUCCGGUUCGCGGAGGAGCGCGGCUAUCUCCACGACCGGCCGGCGGCCAAGGCGAUUUGGGCACGGCGCCUCGCCGAUGGCGGUGCGCCGAAGGCGGUAUGCCUCGUCAGCGGCGCGCGGGCGCCGUUCGCCCGUCUCCACCCGGCGGUCAAGGGUGUCUGGGGCGCCCAAUCGUCGGGUGCCCCUUUCCUCUCCUUCAACUGCGACGCCUUCGAAUCCUACGGCCAUGAGCAGGGGGCUAACGCGCCGGUCAGCGAGCGCGCGGCUUUCGCCUAUGCGACAGCGCUGAACCGCCUCCUGGCGAAGGACAGCCGGCACCGCGUGCAGAUCGGCGACGCCUCCAGCGUUUUCUGGGCCGAGGCCGAGGAGGCGGAGAAGGCCGAGAGUGCCGAGACGAUCUUCGGGGCGUUGCUGGGCGGGCGGGCCGACGAGUCGCUGCAGGCCGGCAAGCUGCGGCCGGUCUUGGAGGGUAUCGCGCAGGGACGGCCGCUGACCGAUCUCGACCCGAAGCUCGCGGCGGGGGUGCGUUUCUACCUUCUCGGCCUCGCUCCCAACGCGGCCCGGCUCUCGGUGCGCUUCUGGUUCGAGGGCGACUUUGGGCGCUUCGCGGACCUCUACGCCUUGCACGCCCGCGACAUGGCGCUCGAGCCGCCGCCCAGGGAGCGCCUGCCGACGGUGCAGCGACUGGCUUUCGAGACGGCGGCGCGGCGCAAGGCGGAAAACAUCCCGCCGCAGCUCGGCGGCGAGCUGCUCCGCGCCAUCCUGACGGGCGGGCGCUAUCCCGCGAGCCUGCGCGCCACGCUGCUCAUGCGCCUGCGCGCCGACGGCGAGAUCACCGCCCUGCGCGUCGCGCUGCUCAAGGCCGCCGUCGCCCGGGACCGCCGAUUGGAGACCUCGCCCACCACCAAGGAGCCGCCCGUGACCUACGAUCCGGAGUGCAGGGAGCCCGGCUAUCUGCUGGGCCGCCUCUUCGCCACCUACGAAUACGCGCAACAAGCCGCGCUCGGGAGAAGCGUCAACGCGACCGUCAAGGACAAGUUCUACGGUGCCGCGUCAAGCACACCCCAGAGUGUCUUUCCGCUGCUCGACCGGGGCUCGCAGCCUCACCUCGCGCGCUUGCGAAAGGAGCGACCCGGCCAGGCCGUCAACAUCGAAAAGCAGAUCGGCGCGAUCAUGGAGCGGCUCGACCCCGACGCCGAUCCCUUUCCCCGCGCGCUGCCACCCGCCCAACAGGCGCUCUUCGCGCUCGGCUACUACCACGAGCGCAAUCAGCGCUUUGCUCACACGCCAAUCAAUGACGACCCUCGCCAACCGAUACGAAUUCACGCCGGCAACCUCCCGCGCAUCGACCAGGAGACGCAGCACGGCCUCGUCUCGGAUGUCAGCCUGAAGCGCAAGGUGCGCAACUACACGGAGCUGGCCAAGGGGAGCGAGCCCGGAUUUCGCAUCUACGUCCAGGAGAGCUCGGUGCUCAACGACCGGCAUCGCGAGGCCUACGUCGCGCUGCGCCCCGAGGACGAGAAGGCGAAGACGGCCGCCAAGCUGAACCCCAAGGGCGACGAGGAGGCCCGGGCCCUGCAGGCGUUCAUGUGCGGCAACUUCUACGACGUGCGCACCUUCGGCGCGGUGAUGAGCACCGGCAUCAACUGCGGCCAGGUCCGCGGGCCGGUCCAGCUCACCUUCGCGCGCUCCAUCGAUCCGAUCGUGCCGCAGGAGAUAUCGAUCACGCGCAUGGCCGCGACCAACGAGAAGGAGAAGGCGGCGCGCGAGGAGGGCGCCGACGAGGAGCGCCACGACAACCGCACCAUGGGGCGCAAGCACAUCGUGCCCUACGGCCUCUAUCGCGCGCACGGCUUCGUCUCGGCCAAGCUGGCCGAGCGAACGGGCUUUUCCGAGGCCGAUCUGGACUUCCUCUGGGAGACCCUGGAGCAGAUGUUCGAGCACGAUCGCUCCGCGGCGCGCGGCGAGAUGACCACGCGAAAGCUCGUCGUCUUCCGGCACGACAGCGCGCUCGGCAAGGCUCACGCCCACGACCUGUUCGAUCGCGUCCGGGUCGCGCGCCGCAACGGCGCGGGAGAGGCGCCGCGCCGCUUCGAGGACUACGAGGUGACGCUCGACCGCGCGGAUUUGCCGGCCGGCCACGCGAUCUACUGUCCGCGUCAGUGUGCGCUGAUCCACGUCGAGCGCGCUUGGGAGGAGAACCGGCUGACGGCCGAGGGGCGCGUGCUGCACGCCGCGACGGAUCGGCAGGCCAGUCGGCGGCGCCGUGGCGUACGCGUCGUCACCGGCCUCGCGCUGUCCAGCCGCCGUCUUGGGCUCACCGGCGUGGCGGACGUGGUGGAGUUCCACGCCGUGGCGGACGGCGACUCUGCGGCGGAGACGCCCUAUCCGGUGGAGUACAAGCGUGGUCGGCCGAAACUUCACCGCGCCGACGAGGUGCAGCUUUGCGCCCAGGCGAUCUGCCUCGAGGAGAUGACGGGCCGAACGGUGCCGGAAGGCGCGCUGUUCUACGGCGAGACGCGCCGUCGCGUCGUGGUCCCCUUCGACGACGAUUUGCGCAGCCUAACCUGGGAGACGGCGGCGAGCGUGCAUCGGCUGCUGGCGGUCGGUCGUUUGCCGCCGCCGGUCUACGAGGCGCGCAAGUGCCGGGCCUGCUCUCUGAUCGAGGUGUGCCGGCCGCGCCUCGGCGGACGGCUCCUGAAGAAGCUUCUCAACACCCUCUACGUCACGACCCCAGGGGCGCGCCUCAGGAAGGAUGGCGAGAACGCCGUCGUGGAGCUGGACGGGGUCGAGGCGCGACGGGUUCCCCUGCAUCUGCUGGGGAGCAUCGUGGUCUUCGGUGGUGUCUGGACCUCACCGGCCCUGAUGCAGGCCGGCUCGGCAGGCGGCAUCGCGAUCGUGUUCCUGGACCGCAACGGCCGUUUUCAGGCCCGCGUCGAGGGACCCGUGAGCGGCAACGUCCUGCUGCGAAGGGCCCAGUAUCGGGCCAGCGACGAGGCGGCGGCCGACAUCGCCCUCGGCCUGCUGGCCGGGAAGGUCGCCAACCAGCGCGCCGUUCUGAUGCGCAGUCUGCGCGACCACGCCGACAGCGCCGCGCCCGAUGACAUCGCAGCGAUCGAGGCCGCGUCGGCGCGCCUGGCCGAUGUUCUGCGCCGGCUGGAAAAGCCCGAUCGGCCCCUCGAUGUCCUGCGCGGGCUCGAAGGGGAAUCGAGCCGGGUCUACUUCUCCGUUUUCGACCGGCUGGUCCGCUCGCCCGACGAGCAAGUCUUCUUCAAGGGGCGAAGCCGCCGACCGCCGCGCGAUUCGGUGAACGCCCUGCUCUCGUUCCUCUACACCUUGCUCGUGCACGACUGCCGGGCGGCGUGCGAGAGCGUCGGGCUGGAUCCCGCCGUCGGCUUUCUCCAUCGUGACAGACCCGGCCGACCGAGCCUGGCGCUCGACCUGAUGGAGGAGCUUCGGCCGGUGCUCGCCGACCGGCUCGCGCUGUCGCUGCUCAACCGCCGUCAGCUUCGGGGCCGCGAUUUCCGGUUCACCGACGGCGGCGCCGUGCUCCUGACGGAUGACGCCCGCAAGCUGGUGCUGACGUCCUGGCAGGAGCGCAAGCGCGACGAGCGGCGACAUGCCUUCAUCGGCGAGACGGCUCCCUUGGGCCUCGUUCCCUAUUUGCAGGCCCAGCUUCUCGCGCGGCACCUGCGCGGCGACUUGGACGCCUAUCCGCCCUGGAUCUGGAAGUAG